Molecule: messenger RNA, 2113 nt
Organism: Medicago truncatula (barrel medic)
Lineage: Eukaryota; Viridiplantae; Streptophyta; Magnoliopsida; Fabales; Fabaceae
Exons: 6
Coding region: 57-2054 (665 amino acids)
Cellular component (GO): membrane
Molecular function (GO): protein binding
Source: RefSeq, a predicted model, not a curated record
GAGAUAUAUACUUCAAUUAGUUAAUUUGAGAAACCUAGUUGGGUUCAAUUGAAGAAAUGAAAGAGCCAUAUAUAUUAGCAAAGAAAUAUGACUGGAAAGGGUUUGUGAAUUUUUUCGAUCACAAUAAAACGCUAUUGAAUAGACAAAUAGACUUGCAUCAAAGCACUCCUUUUCACUAUGCAGCACAUUGUGGUAGCCCAGACAUGUAUAACAAAAUGCUAUCAAUGGUGGAUCCAUCAAUGCAACAUGUGUUGAGGAUGAAAGAUGACAUGGGAAACACACCACUUCAUGAAGUGGCAUUCACAGGAGAGGUUGAAAUGACAAAGAGUACAUUGAUGAAAGACAUGGAAGCACAGGCACAGUCAGAGUUUCCAUUGCAGCAGCCAUUACUAGAAGUGAGAAACAAACUUGGAGAAACCCCGGUUUAUAGGACAGCUGCUCUUGGAAAGACAAAUUUGAUUAAGUGUUUUCUUGACGAAUUGAGCGUGGAUUUAAGGGUUCAUUUUCAUAGAACUGUUGAUAAAAUGUCUAUUCUUGACAUUGCUGUCAUUGGCCAAUUCUUCGGCACAGCUUUAUUUUUAUUGAAAGGGUAUGGCGAACUCGCUGUUCAAAAGGAAGAAAAUGAUUUGACAGCUCUACAAUUGCUAGCCAAAAUGCCUUCUGCAUUUAAGAGUCAAACCCAGAUGCGAGCCUUUGAAAAUUUCAUAUAUCCUCUGCUUCCUGAUUAUCAAGAUGAUGCAUAUUACCUUCAAGAUAAUGAUAUUACUAGAAAAAGAGAAGAUGUGGAAACUGGCAAAAAUGGCAAAAAUGAACCACAUCAAACUCAACGGAAGCAACCACUCCAAAUUCAUCAUACAAAGCUCUCAGGUUUUUCAUGGAUGUGGUAUACUAUAUGGAAGGCUCUUUCCAAAGAAUGGAAAAGUAUUAAAAAACUUUGGAAGAAAAAAGAAAUGCAUAACUUGGCACAAGAACUUGUUCGCUUGUUAGCAAAGAAUGACAUUUCAUGGCAACAUAGUUCAAUAGCAAUGGACAGAACAGUCUGUAUAGGAAUACAAAAAGAGAAACAAGAAGAACAAGAUGUUCCAACCCAUAAAGCUAUUAUUUAUACACCAUUGCUUAUGGCAGCUUGUAAUGGAAUCAUAGAGAUAGUAGAAUUGAUAAUCCAUUUUCAUCCUCAAUCAAUUGAGCAUGUCAGUAAAGAUGAGCAGAACAUACUGUACAUGGCUGUCAAACAUCGCCAGUUAGAAAUUUUUCGAAUGUUGAAGAAACGGAAAAUGGUGAGACGUCUUGCUGGAAAAAUAGACAACAAAAAUAACACUGUUCUCCACAAUAUUGCCGAUUUUAAAGGAGGAUCGCAACCUGGUUAUGCCCUGCAAUUGCAAGAGGAGUUGCAUUGGUUUGAACGCAUAGAGAAGAAACUUCCUUAUCAUUACGUCAUUCACAAAAACGACAACAACCAAACUGCAAGGGAACUCUUCGAGCAAAAGCACGAACAACUUCUGAAGGAUGCUCGUGAAUGGAUAAAAGGGACAGCCCAGUCAUGUUCUGCGGUAGCUGCCCUUGUCGCGACAGUUGUCUUUGCGGCAGCUUACACUGUCCCGGGAGGCACAGACGACCACGGCUUCCCAAGGUUACUCCAUCAUCCUAUAUUUGUAGUGUUCAUGGUCAUGGAUGUUGUGGCACUUGCAAGUUCAUUGGCAUCAGUGGUUAUGUUCCUCUCAAUCCUCACAUCACCUUGUGAGUUAUGGGAUUUUAGGAGGUCUCUACCUAGGAAACUAAUGGCAGGUUUUGCCUUCUUGUUCUUUUCUAUGGCCACAACCAUCUUGGUGUUUACUGCAACAAUUUUGUUGAACAUCAAGUUAGAUAAGAGCAAAUGGAGUUCAACUUAUAGUGCAGCAUUUUUCCCCGUCAGUAUUUUUGCAAUGAUGCAGUUCACUUUAUAUGUUGCCAUGAAAGGAUGUCUUAUGGCACUCCUUAGGAGCCUUAAGAAGAUUGUUCCUCGUUUACUCAAGUUGAUCAAAAGGAGUAAGAAAAAUAGACUAUGGGAUAUUUGAUAUUUAGUGUUCUUUUUACCCUUUUCCUUUAGCCAUAAUUUAUUUUGCUUUUUUCUAUA